Molecule: messenger RNA, 8386 nt
Organism: Anopheles gambiae (African malaria mosquito)
Lineage: Eukaryota; Metazoa; Arthropoda; Insecta; Diptera; Culicidae
Product: transcription factor mef2A
Exons: 5
Coding region: 1527-4718 (1063 amino acids)
Molecular function (GO): zinc ion binding; nucleic acid binding
Source: RefSeq, a predicted model, not a curated record
CACGGCGACAGCGGCCAGUGUAGGGGAAAGGAUUUUUUUUACGAAAAUAGCGGGGCAACACACCGACCCAAUAAUGGUGGAUGGGCAUGAAAACCGAACCCAACAGUGCGUAAUUGGAAACACUAUUCUAAUGCUUCCCCCGGGUUGGUUUGGUUCGCGGAACCUGAACGCGUGCCUGCCAGUGAAGUAGAUAAGAAGAAAACAGACUCGGAAGAAACAGGCGAACUGUGGAAAACUGCACAGUGUGCAUGGGUGUGUGUGUAUGUGUGCGCGUGUGUGUGGGUUUGCCUGCAAAAGAUCGCAGUAAUCCGCGGCGGGGCGACCCAUCACUUUUGACAGCCGCAGCAGCGUAUCUCGGGCUGUAGCAACGAUUCUAGAGUGAACCAUUUUCCGGCCAUAACGGAACGAGAGAUCGCGUGGAGCUCGUCCGGUGCCGCUCUGCAUGAAGAAAGUGUCCCAGGUUCAAGCACCCCCCGUCCCCGCCCUCACUCAACACAACCCGGAUGAAAGGCCACCGAGGAAGGAGAAGGAGUGUUGUUCUUCGUUGACAGUGUACAUGCCCCGUGUGCAUGUGUGUGUGUGUGUAUGGGUAUCUAGUUGUGUGGGCUAGUGCGUACACGGUUGAAAUGUGUGCGUGUAUGUGUGCUAUGUGCAGUUUAUUUUUUUUCGUUCCGGAAAAGAUUAAUUUUCUCGGGGACAUCAACCACACCAACCCAGAGCCGUGCCGACGAGGAUUGUUGUGAAGAAAGUGUUAUCAAAGUGUUGAAUGGAAGAUAAAACUAUUCUCCGUCCGCAGCCAAUCGGCUCGACACGGGGGAUGUACAUUUUUUGGAGAGGAUUGUAAAAAAAUUCUCGGAAGGGCCGAAAUGACGAAUCCUCCUCUGGUGGGCAUUGCGCCUCCGUCGGAUAAAAACUACUCCCUCUAUUGAUUGGUGACCAAUUGGGGAGGUGCGUAAAACGACAGGAAAACCCCCCUACCCGCCGUCGAAGUUCUUGCGGAUGCAGACAUGAAUGAUACAUGGCUCACAGUUUUAAAGACAGCUGGACAAAUGCAUGCUACUAUUUAACGCUGGGCCGUGCAGAGAAUGGAUGUAAGCCAAACGACGGCGCCGGGUGUGUACGUGAACUACUAAUUGACUGGAAUCGGCCGAUCAGGUGUAUGGUUGACCAUCAGCACUGCCACUAGCGCGUGCCACUUGGUGAAUACCUACAACCCUGGUUAAGGGGCCAGGCCAGACCAGGUCAGACCAGAAAGUGGCUCAAAGGUCAAACAACCGUCUACUGGUUUGAGGGAGAAAGUAAACAAAGACCGUCGAACAGAACGACAACAAUAACGCGCGUCAGCAACGUGUUACUGCAACACGGUACACAGCACGCACCAACACAUCGGAUCGGUAAACGACCACACUACUUUUGGCGGUGCGAAAAAAAAGAAAAGAAAGGAAGAAAACAACCUCCACACACAGAACAGAGCAACACAAACCCCGAACUUCGCGUGCACCGUAGAAUCAAAUGUGUUGCUGGAAAUGAUUUGUAACGAGGACGUCGUCGGUUGGUUCAGAGAUCUGAAGAGCUACAGCAGAAUAGACACGAUGUGCAUUAUGCUGAACAUGUGCUUGCCGUUCGAGCUGCGGUUCCUCGGCACGUACCUGGAGGAGCUGGGCCGGAGGGACGCACCGGAGCUGCGCGGUGCCGAGCUGAAGGUGAACAAUCCGCAGGAGUUCAUCGCGGACAUUGCAUCGGGCGAACCGACCGACCAGCGGAUCCGGCGCAAGAUGGCCCUGUUUCUUGCGCUGUACCGGGCGUGCAACCAUGCGUACGCGAACGAGCUGUUCAAAACGCUCGAGGGUUGGGGUGCGCGGCCCGAUCUGCAGCGGUUGUUCGAGGAGGACGAUCAGCAGGAGCUGCUGCUCGUGUACACGAUGGCCACCAAUCAUCCGGUGUUUUCGUUCGAGCAGCGGUUGCACUGUGGCGAAAUUUUUAGCAAGCUGAAAUCGCUGGAACUGAAAGCAGCUGCUAGCCCACGGUCGGGGGAGCGUGAGGAGGUGGCGCUCGAGCAGCAGCAGCAGCAGCAGCAGCAGCAUCAUCACUCGCAGCAGCAGCAACAGCAGCAUCUUCAUCAGCACCAUCAGCAGGCACCAUCGCAGCAUCAUUCGAUGGAUUCGUUGCAUAGCAACAGUCCGCAGCAAUCGCCAAUACAGCAGCAGCAGCAGCCACACCAUCAACAGCAUCAACCGCAGCAUCUACAGAACUCGACACCUCCACCGGCCGUGCCGCCACCGCCCGGUACGGCAACGAUUCACGCACUGCCACCGAAUGCGGCACUGUCGAUGCAGAAUCUUCCCCAAGGGCCGUCCUCGCUCGGGCAGCCGAUCACGCUGACCUACGCAGGAUUGCCCGGAUUGACGCAGACGCUUGCUAAUGAUGUCACGCUUACUACGACGCACUUCCUGGAUCCAAUGCAUUCGCUGCCGGUGCAGACAGACUUUACGAUUCCUCCGCCAGGACCACCAGCCGGAACCGUGUCAUCGCGGUGGGUUCAAUCCGUUUACCAGCAGCUAUCUUAUCCGCCUCCGUCAUCAUCGCCCCACAUGAGCAACCCAUCAUCGCCGAUUCACAGUCGCACGACAAGUCCAACCCGCAUUCACCCGAGCAGUGUGCAGCAUCGAAUAAGCCGCAACCAGCAGAAUGACCAGCAACAGCAGCAACAACAACAACAACAACAGCAGCAACAACAGCAACAACAGCAACAACAGCAACAACAACAACAGCAGAAUCAAUCGCAAAUGCAAAGCUUAAAAUCUGUUGAUGAGGACCAGACGAUGGUGAUGCUGAGCCAGAUGCAGCUUCGAAACGGCAUUCGGCAAGCGCACAACACGUUGCCGCGACAAUCGAAACAGAGCUACGUCAGUCAGCAGCUUCCGCCAUAUCAUCACCAGCAGCAGCAGCAGCAUCAUUCGCAGCAGCGGGAUAGCGGUGGCAGUGGGAUCUACCAUACGGCAAACUACAACGUCAAGGGUGUCGGUGGCAUGAUGAUGGACAUCAUGAAUCAUCAACCGAACUCAACCGGUAGCGAUUCUGGCAGCUCGAUCGGUUCCACGGGCGACGUGUCGCCGCCGGAAACGCCCGGCGUGGUGCCAGCGACCACCAUCUCCACGAUUCCACACGUCCGCUCGAAUCGCUCGAGCAACAUGCGCAACAUAAACGGCCGGCUCGAAAAGCCUUACCCACCAAUGUCAUACUCACAGAUGCAUCAGCUACAGCAGACGGUUGCGCAGCAGCAGCAGCAACAGCAGCAACAGCAACAGCAGCAGCAAUUUGCCGCAUCCGACCUCAUGGUUACGAGUACGGCACAGAAUUUUCUCACAACCGGCACGACUAACGGUGCUACGAUGAGCAGCACCGGCAACAAUGGGGCCACUGGCAGCGGCGUUGUGUCGGGAGGGGUGCUGAUCAACCAAGCCGCUGUCGCUGUCCAACCGCAGCCGGGCCAGUUUGUGUACGCGGGUACACCGGCCACCUUUCCGCAGGUAAGCGUAUCGCACCGGUCCGUCGCUAGUGCGGCCCUGCCGCACGGUACCGCCUUCCGGACGGCGCCGGCCUACGCGCAGACAAUUCAGCAGCAGCAGCAGCAGCAGCCACAGCAGCAAGCGGCCGAACCGAUACUUUACCAGUACCAUCCAACGGCGGUGGUAGCCGCUACCGGCGUGCCGGGCCAGACGGUGGUAGCAAACAGCACGCUAGCGUUUCUGCCUCCGCAACCGGCAUCGACGGUAGCUAGCACGCAGACCGGUCUGCCCGGUGCCGUUCGGUCGUCCCCCUCGCCCCAGAUCGGUUUGCUACAGCAGACCAAGGUGCCUGGUGGUGGUGGUGGUACAGUAGGCAGCAGCUCGGUGGGAGUGUACGGAGCGACCAGCACGCUGCCGUACACGAGCGCGGCACCGUCGUGUUACAACUGCGGCUCCCUAAAGCAUACCGGCCUCGAUUGCCCGGAAGCGUCGAUGGAGGAUAUGACGCGAACGUCUAACUUCACGCUAGAUUACAAUACAAUAAGCAACAGUGCGACGUCGCCGAGCACGGUAACAACGCCGACGACCACCACGAUACCGUUACUGACCGGUGGAGCGCAUAGCAAUAACAAUACGACGCCGGGAGCGGGCGUAAGUCCCUCCGUGGAUCUGUCCGCGGGCAUAUCCACCAGCGGGGUGGCAUCCGGGGAGAGCGGCACUGCAGCUAGCAACAGUAGUAGUAGUAGCAGCAGCAGCAGCAGUAGUAGCAGCGGCAACAGUAGCAACAAUAGUAGCAAUACUACAAGUGGCAAUGGUAACAAAAGCAACAAUAGCACCAGUCUCAGCAGCAAUAUGAUCAGUGCCAGCAGUAAUAGCAAUAACAACAAUAACAACAACAACAACCAUCAUCAUCAACAGCAUCAUCAUCACCACCACCACCAUCAUCACGCCAAUAGUGGAAGCGUGAGCAGCAGCAGCAGCAGUAACAGCAAUAACAGCUCCAUGGAUGUGCCCUUGACCAGUAGCCUGUUGCCGGUGGACGGUGUCAGCGGUAGCAACAACAGCAGUGCCAGCAGUGGUGCUGCUGCUGCCCCUGCCAUGGGGCUCAGUGGCAGCACUGCUAGCACCAGCAGCGGCAACAACAGCGCCAGCGGUACUAGUGGUGGUAGUAGUAAUAGUAGCAAUCUCGUUAGUGCUAGCGGUAAGUGAUAAUCAUUGGAGGGAGUUAGAGUAAUCCGGUCGAACCGUUGUUCGGUUCUGGUGGCAGCAGCACUAGCUGCGUCCGUUGCUGCCGUAGCGGCACUUCUUCGUUCGUUUCCCUUGUCGUCCACUUCGCUGCAUUCUGCCAACACAACUGACCACCGUGCUUGAUGAGCACGCUGACGCCGGGACGUUCUAGAACACGCGGAAUGUCCUGUACGAGCCGCAAGGUGAAGAGGGAGAUGGAGAUAGAGAGAGAGAGAGACCGAGAGAAAGAGGGCACGUAUUGGUGUUUUACAGUUGCUAUCCUUUCAUUUCUCCUCCGGCAUAUGAUCUCGCAAUGAUGUGUCCCAUCUCUUUCUUAAUCAAGUGUGGUACGCAGUGUUCGUUCCCUCGUUUUACGAAAGAUAAGCAUAUUGGGUUUUUUUUGUCCGUAAUUUCUUGCGCGGAACUUUCCGCGCCGUUGUAAGGAUAGGCAUGCUUCGCCAGCCGAAUGUUUAGCUCAGCGCCAUGCGCAUCAAGUGCGCAAGCAAUCACUGUCCUCUGUUGUUUGCUGGCCCGACCUCAAAGCAUCGAAAGACACGAAGGAUAGAUUUAUUUUGUUAUGCGUAUAAACCAGCUAAUGUUAGACAUAUCUUCCCUUUUGGCUUGGGUUCAGUAUGCUAUCCCGUCACUAUGAUGAUGGAUGAGCAUAGCAGGGGAACGCUAAAGCGAGAAGACGAGUGUCAAACAUCGUUUGGGUGUAGGUUUUUCACACUCUGUUAUUUUAGUGACCUCUUAGAGUUAGGGUAGGAUAGAAAGAUUUUAUAAUUGCAGCAACAACACAGCAGCUGUGCGCGGCAUUGACGAAAUCCUCCAGCACAGGAUGGACAUUAGCAUCCCUCUCGAAGAAAAAAGAAAACAAUUACAUUAAAAAGGGUAGCAAAAGGGCGAAAACCCCGCGCUUCUACUGCUGUGUGCGGCGAUAAGCGUAGUACGAUCGUGAUAAGAAAUCGUACCGUUGAAAACCUACCCUCCCCCCUCCUCGAACAUGCUUUAGACGGUUACGCAAAGCACGACAAAGGUGUCACGUGUUGUGCAUCCCGCUUUGAUCAUAAUGUUUUGCGCGAUAAUGUUUGUGUAUGUGUGAUUGUUUAGUAUAUGUUUCGAAAGGUUUUACAUUUUGUUGCCAAUCUAACAGUGAUUCACCACCCUCCCAAUACAUAGCCCGAGUGUGUGAGAAGUAGACAUUCAGGCAUUGUAGAAAUUUUAAUUCAGGUUUUGUGCCAUCGUGAAAUAUUGAGACAAGGGCAGCAGAUUUCCCGGUUUUCUUGAAUGCUUUAAUGCUGUAUUCUAAUGAGAUGUGUUGUUUGUUACAUUGCGCUACUAAUAUUGGCAAAAUUGCACUCUCUUGGUUUUGCUUUCGAUACGUGCGCUCUGUGCUUUUUUUUAAACAUUACUUUACGUUGAACUUUAGAAAUUUGCUUUCGUUCUGAAACAAUCAUUCGCAUUUUGGAUGUGUUUAGGUGUACAGUUACAAGGGACGACAAACCGGUUUUUAGCGCAUAGGAUAAGCAUAGUAGCAGAUAGUUAAAUUAACGACGUAUGUAUGCUUACUACUGGGACAGGAAGAAACACGCCGAAGGGAGUAGCAUGAGGGUAAAACAAUAAAACAGCAUGGUCAGGCAGGAAAGGAACGAACCCCCGAAGCACGCAUGUUGGUUGCGGUGGUGGUAUUGUCAUCAUAUAGCCUCAAGCGUAAUGCAUUCGAAUAUGUGUUAUCCUAUCUUCAAUAUCGAUUGUAUGUUUCGUGUCGUAGUGCUGCUGAAACGACGGCAAACGCGUCCCACAGUCAGUCAUUUUGACCGUUGCCCGUUCAUGAUACAUUAAAGCUUUAAACCGGCCGGUGUGAAUGCUUACUCGGUUAAGAUGAAAUAAUGGCUAUAAACAAAACAAAAACGGGAGAAAAGUACAUACAUGUAUUUUACGCAUGAAAGCAUAAAGAUUGGAUAGGGGCAACGAAAGGAAAACGAAACAAUUACAAAUAACACGAAGAUAGGCUACAACUCAGCUAAGCUUUCUGUAAAGACCGUCUUUUUUGUUGUUUGUAAAGACAGCUUCUAAAGCUCUCCAACCCAAACGAUGAACGUUUGUGCAACAAUGCAAAAAACGCAUAAGCAUGGAUCGAAUUUGAGCAACAGCAGAAAAAUGCAUAAGAAAACCCAACAAAAAAAAAGUCUGUUAGUUAUUUACGAAUCAUACUGAGGAAAGAGAAAUCACCAGAAACAAACAAAAAAGGCAAACCAAUCAAUAAAUGGAAGCAAAAAGGUAUACUAUGUAAGACUCACCACAUUAAUAGUGUUUAAGAUGCGCAGUACCGUUGAUAAUAGUGUGGUUGGGUUUUAGUUAAAUUAAAAUUUGAAAUUUUAGAACGGCAAAUGUGCUGCGUUGGAAGCAUUCGUUUCGGCUAGGGGCAGUUUUUAUGGACGUCGCACAUGGAACGGUGUACUGUCCGGUGUACAUAGAAAAGGAUCGUGUAGAAGCGUUGCUCGAAGCUGCAGAUGCUACUGUGCUACAGAAGACAAACCAGAGAGAGAAAAGAAACAAGGGAAAGUGUAUGCAACAAUCGGCUCGACCUGUACAAUACAUGUUGGCAGCAUAUUUCGGUGGCAAGAUAAGGCAAAAUUCGGCAUCAGGGCUUUUUUUUGGUGUGUGUCUGUGUGUGUUUGUGUGUGUUGGUGUGCGUGCUACUGGAAGGAAUUGCCCUUCUACUUGUACCACUAUGGACUAUGGUUUGCAAAACAUAAGAAGGAGUAUUUGCUACCGAUGCAAAACACUUUGUUUUAAUGUGAAUUGUGUUUGUGAAGCAACAGCUUUUAAAAUUAGCUUAGACCGUCCAGGUUAGAGUUCGGGAUUCGAUUUGUAAUAUCAAAUCGUUUGACGAAAUGUGUGGUUCACAAAUUGUUUAACGCUCUUCUGUACGGUGCAUGCAGAUUGGAGCUUGUGACACAAGGAAGUUGCGAAUGGAUCUUGCUGUGCAUUGGCUUGUCCAUAAACUGGGCCUGGGGUUUGCUUUAACCUAUGCUUUAACCUGUGCAGAACGUUCGACAUUAACAUGUAACUACUGUGUGGUUUCAAAACGAGCUGUCUUAUCUUUCGACAACCCUUUCGUGCACGAGUAAUAGAAACUUCCCCCGCUUGUGUAUGUGUAUGUGCCCCAGCUGACACACGCAAAAGUCCUAAGACGAUUUCUCCACGUGUGUGUCCAUCGCGUGGAGUUCCAUACGGAACCAUCUCUAGUACUUUGACUGAAUGUGUACUCACUGUGUUUGUUUGUCUAUCUUUUUUUUUUGAAAGGGGAAAAACAAAACUAGAAAACAAGAAACUGUAGUUAAGUGAAACGGUAAAAGUACUGACAUGAUAAGAAGCACGUGGGCAACGUACAUAUAUAUAAAUAUAAUCCCAAAUGUAAGAAGAACCAAGCAAACAUAAAACAUAAAAAAGGAACAAAAAAAAACAAACAAUUAAACUUAAAGUAACGCACGUUGUGUUCCGGGUUCGCUUACGCAAAAAAAACAAAACAAAACAAAAAAAUACUACAAAGCAGUUAUUAUUCUGACUCACUAAUUCUCUCUCCUUCGCAUCGUAGCCGCGCUCUCCACACUUUUUAGUAGAUUCCAAGUAGAUGUGUAAGGAUA